UGUCCAAGUUUGAGCUGCAGCUUAGUGCUUUUGCUGGUAGGGAAAAAACAGUGUGAUCAGAGUCGAUUCGUGGCGAAAGUUUAUGGCGACUUCUUCAUGCAUACCGUUAUUCUAAAAACGACUUGAGCUGAUCGAGCGGGGAUGAUUUAUAUACGGUAAACUACAACAUGGAGUGGACAUCUGCGAGUUUGCCACCUUACACAACAGAACAAUUUUUGAGAAGCCUUGAAAGUGUUCUGGCACUGUUGUAGUUAGUUAUGCGAUUCACUUAACUGUUCUCCAAGAGAGGUGGCCCUAUUAUAUUAAAACGGAAGAAACUGUGUAAAACUGAAACAAGGCAAAGCUCUGGAUUUAACAUGAGGCCAAAGACAUUUCCUGCCACGUCUUAUGCUGGCAACAGCCGUCAAAGGUUGCAAGAGAUCCGAGAGGUCCUGAAACAGCCUCCUAAACCUUCAAGCCCAGUGAUCCCUGCUUCGCUGAAUAAUGAAAGUACAACUGACUCAAAAGUGGCCCCAUCCAAGGAUUCCUCCAGGCAACAGCAGAUACGCACUCCACCAAAAUUUGUACCAUAUCAGAAGGCUCUGCGAGAGAUUCGGAACUCAUUGAUGCCAUUUGCAAAUGAUACUGGUCCUUCCAACAUCGAAGUCAACAGACAGAUGCUUCAAGAGCUGGUCAAUGCGGGAUGUGACCAGGAAAUGGCAGUUAGAGCACUGAAGCAGACUGGCAGCAGGAAUAUUGAAGCGGCCUUAGACUACAUCAGUAAGAUGGGCUACCUAGAUCCACGGAAUGAGCAAAUUGUGAGAGUUAUCAAACAGACUUCACCAGGAAAAAGUGGUCUAAGAAAUGCUGUGGAUCGCAGGCCACCUAUGGAGACAUCGAGUGAUAAAAUUACAGCAUAUCACCAGAUGGGAGGUUCUGCGUUUGAAGGGGGUGGCUAUGGAGCAGAAAGUGGAAAUUUAAUGGGGGAAAUCCAACUAUCUUACAUGAAUGUCCCAGUAAUGAACUACAUUCUGCCUUCUUCACAAGCUCCAGCCAUGGGGAACCCAAUGCAGAGACCUCCCAGUAUUGGUCCUUAUGCAUCUCUGGGUGCUCAGAGCUCCCCAGUAAAUUCCAUGUAUGCAACUUGUGAUCUAAAACUUCAGCAGAAGCCAUAUCCACCCAACAUGGAACAGGCCAUGAUAAACUAUGCCAUUCCCAAUCACACUGGGCCACCUCUGCAGCUUCCAGGAGCACCGGGUCCAAGCAAUGCACAUUUUGUAAGACAACAUAUGAUUGUCUCAGCUGAGCCAUCAGGGUAUGGUGUGCAGAGAAGCCCAUCUUUUCAAAAUAAGGUCCAGCAAGAUAACAGUUAUUCAAAUAAAGGCACACUGGGUCAGAACAGCACAGGGUACUCCUACCAGCAACCAUCAUCUAAUCUAUAUCUUUCAUCCAGUUCUCACCCAAGACAAUCCAGUCCUACCUCUCACCAGGUGCAUAUGAUAGCUCGUGGCCCAGGGAUUGGCAGUGAUUUUUCAGAUAUCCCUCAGAACCUUCUGACUCCAUCCAGGACCAGCUUAAACAUGGACCUUUAUGACAUCACUAAUAACCAUCAAGUUCAGCAUUGGUCAGCAGCAACUUCUGCCAGGCAUGAGCCAUUGCCCAGUCCUGGAUCGGACAUUCCAUCAAGACAACAGCAACAGCAGCAACCAGGACCCUUCAGAGGAGAGGUUCGGGUUCCUAGCAGAACAAACUCGUUCAACAAUCAACAGCAGAAAGUUCAUGUAACUGUAAGGCAGAAUCUCCCUGGUGGAAAAACGGAUUCUUCUCAUGCUCCACCCAACACCAUCACUGCAGUAACAUCAGCACCUAUCUUGCAGCCUGUGAAGAGCAUUCGAGUGAUGAGGCCAGAGCCCCAAACUGCUGUAGGGCCCUGUCAUCCAGGGUGGCUGGCAAACCAGAAUCAAGUGGUGGAGAAUUCUGAACUUAUUGAGCAACAUUCUUAUGCUGGUGCCACAACUGAAACCUACACUAUGGAGCCUGUGGAGUACAUCACACCAGAACCUAGGUGUCCUCCUCCUCCAUAUCCAAAGAAUCUUCUGGCAUCAAGCAAUCUAGAACAAAUUGAGAAUAACUGUUUGAUGAGUGGUGUAGAACACAACACUCGCACUCUUCCUGGACAGGUGUGCAACACCACUGAAGAGGCAAAUCGGGCAGAAAAGGGUGACAAGUGCAGUAACAAAGCUGCCAAAGUGGAGAAGGCUGCUAAAGAUAAGAAACAGAUUCAGACAUCCCCUGUGCCAGUACGUAAGAACAUGAAGGAUGAAGAGAAGAGGGAAUCGCGAAUCAAGAGUUACUCUCCAUUUGCCUUCAAAUUCUACAUGGAGCAGCACAUUGAGAAUGUUAUGAAAACCUAUCAGCAAAAACUCAACCGAAGAAUGCAGCUUGAGCAAGAAAUGUCAAAGGCAGGGCUUUCGGAGGCUGAACAGGAACAGAUGAGGAAAAUGCUUUACCAAAAGGAAUCCAAUUACAACCGUCUGAAAAGAGCAAAAAUGGACAAGUCCAUGUUUGUGAAAAUUAAAACAUUGGGAAUUGGAGCUUUUGGAGAAGUUUGCCUCACUAGGAAGGUAGACACCAAUGCUUUGUACGCCAUGAAAACUUUACGAAAAAAGGACGUCUUGAACCGUAAUCAGGUUGCCCAUGUCAAGGCAGAGCGGGACAUCUUGGCAGAGGCUGACAAUGAAUGGGUUGUCAAGCUGUAUUACUCAUUCCAGGACAAGGACUGCCUCUACUUUGUAAUGGAUUACAUCCCUGGCGGUGACAUGAUGAGCCUACUCAUUCGCAUGGGAGUUUUCCCAGAGAACCUUGCUCGGUUCUACAUUGCUGAACUUACCUUGGCCAUUGAGAGUGUGCACAAGAUGGGCUUUAUCCACCGUGACAUCAAACCUGACAACAUUCUCAUAGACUUAGAUGGGCAUAUCAAGCUAACAGACUUUGGGCUAUGCACCGGAUUUCGUUGGACACAUAAUUCAAAGUACUAUCAAAAAGGAAGCCAUAUCAGACAAGAUAGUAUGGAGCCUGGUGACUUCUGGGAUGAUGUGUCCAACUGCCGCUGUGGAGACCGCUUAAUGACUUUAGAACAAAGAUCUACUAGAAUGCAUCAGCGAUGUUUAGCACAUUCCUUGGUGGGAACUCCCAACUAUAUUGCACCUGAAGUGCUUCUGCGGAAAGGCUACACCCAGCUCUGUGACUGGUGGAGUGUGGGCGUCAUCCUCUUUGAAAUGCUGGUGGGGCAGCCUCCAUUUUUAGCCCCAACUCCCACUGAAACACAGCUGAAGGUGAUUAACUGGGAAAAUACACUCCAAAUUCCACCCCAGGUAAAACUGAGCCAGGAAGCUGUUGAUAUCAUCAGUCGUCUGUGUUGCGCUGCUGAAGAGCGGCUUGGAGGCAAUGGUGCCAGUGAGAUUAAGGCUCAUGCUUUCUUUGAGAAGCUGGAUUUCUCUAGCAACCUUCGUACCCAACCAGCACCUUAUCUGCCCAAAAUCAGCCACCCAAUGGACACUUCUAAUUUUGACCCAGUGGAGGAGGAUACUCCAUGGAGUGAUAGUGGUGAUAGCACUAAGACUUGGGACACCCUGAGCUCCUCACACAACAAACACCCAGAGCAUGCCUUCUACGAGUUCACUUUUCGCCGUUUUUUUGAUGACAAUGGCUGCCCAUUCCGUUACCCAAAACCCCUUGACAGUUUGCAAAGUAAUCAGGAGCAGGAAAAUCUACCCAUCCAAGAUUUAGAUGAUCCAUCAAAAACAUGUGAACCAGUAUAUGUGUAAAGAAAAAGGAAGCCAGUUUUGUUUUGAGAAUCAGCUUGCAUUUGUUUUGGAAGAGUAUGCAGAUCCCACUGAUUCUUUCCAAAUAAUUAUAAGCUAUUGUUUAUUUUUUAAACUCAAAAUUUACAUCUAUAACAUUCAUGGCAUUUCAUCUCCAAGGAAACAUUUUCUUUUAAUUAUAAAAAGCAAUGAUAUUGAAAAGUGUAUCUAUAGAGGUUGCUAUGUGGAGAUAUCCAUGGACAUGGAUGUGAAUAGAACAAAAAAAUUGUUACUGCCACAUACAUGGAUCCAAGGUAUUUGUGAGUAUCGCUGUCAUUCCAAACAAGCUAAAGCAAAUAUGGCUCUUAGACAUGGUGUGUUACAGAAAGUGACACCAGCAAACUCCCACUGAAAAGUCUUAUGAUCCCACAUACCUUAUUCUUUGACCCCACUGGUAGGCCACCAUUUAUAUUGGUGCAAAAUGAAGUAGGUACUACAACAUCAUGCCCCACUCCCUAUGACGGAAAUCAAACCAUACUGACUGUUUAAAAAAAUACAAAUAAAUAAACCCUUGAUUGUCGAAUAAAUGUCAAGAGAGUAACCACUUGCACAAGCAAAGCUCAAGUGGUUUUUGGCAAACCAUGCUGCUGCUGCUGCUUUUUUUUAAUUAUUAUUAUUGUGUUCGCCAGAGCGGUGUUGUAACCGCAAGCACUUUUCAAAUAGCUGGAAAACCAGUAUCUGAAUGUGAAUCUCUAAUGGAGAGAAUCUGCAAAAGUGCUAAGAUGAGAAGCGAAGGUGAAAACAUGGACAAUGUGCAAUACAGAAAUUAUGUUUUAUAGUUUUCUACUCAGAAUAUCCUUGUUCUAUUAAUAUGUUUUGUAUAAAACUAAAAAAAAAUAUGUAACAAAAGCAAUAUUUUCUAAUUUGUAUCUUUUGGAUAUAUAUAUAGUGCAAGUCCAAAUGCUGCUUCCCCCCCUGUUUUUGUAAAAGGAUCUGAAUUGACUGAAAGUGUGUGGUUGAUAGAGUGCUUUUUAUAGAAUGGUGUGAGGGAUUGUUUGCAUGAUCAGUAUUUGAAGAAAAAAACUAAAUGUGCACAAUUAUUUUUUUUUUCCUACAGGCAGGUCCUGUGUAUGGGGAAAAAAAUAACAGUAGUGAUAAAUCAUUAAUUCCUGUACACCCAUUGCCAGUGUGUUGGGAAACAACAUUACCAAAUGCUAUGAGUCUGGGUAUGAUUUAACAUUUUCAGAAAUAUCUUUAACCUAAUAAAAAUAAUAAAGUAUUUAGCAUGUUAAGUAGUUUAAUAGUAAUUACGGUUAAGGAGGCCAGUAUUUCUCUUUUCUGUAUACAGCCUUAGAAAGUGUAUCGACCUAAUAGCUUUGAAAAGCAUUCCAGGUGCCUAAUUACUUAAUAUGGAGAUAUUUUAGUUAGUUUUUGGCUUAAAUAUAUAUAACUUAUCAAACAGAAUAGUAACUCUUAUAUAUUUGCACGUGCUAACAAGAGAUAUUGAGAGCUAUUUUUUGCAUUUGUAUGGCGUGCAAGAUACUCUACAGAGUGGCUUUUUAUCAUCAUAGGAAGAACUUUGUUACAAUGUACAGCCUUAUUGAAUUCCAUAAUGUUCAAGGAAUGGAUAAAAGAUUCAGUUAAACAAUUUUCUAUUCUAAUAUUUUAACUAUAUUAUUUGUACAUCAUAACUUGGUGUAAAUUAUUCCCAAUUACUUUGUAUAUGUUGCUAGUCACACUGGCACAGAAAAGUACAGUUUUUCCAAGCGUUGCAAACGUGUUUAUUUGUUUGCUAGUUUCUGGUGCUAGUUAAACCUACCUUGCUCUACCUGUCUUCAUUUUGGUAAAGCAAUAUGAUAUGAAAUUAUCAAGCUCACUUAAUCCAAUUCAGGGUCUGCUGCAUUGCAAAGAAAAGUAAAAACACAAACCCCAAUAAUGAUGUGACAGUUUUUUUUUAUGUAUGUAUACAUCAUUUCACACUUUCACUUGACUUUACAUUGCUUCUCCUGCCAGAUAUAUUAAGGUGUGCUCUGGUUAGAUACUACCACUGUCCAUUUAAAAAAAAGGAAAAAAAAUGCUAUUAAAAAUGUUUUUUUCAGAAUGUUUUUUGAAGCCUUUAAUAUUAAUAUUUAAUAUGGUGUUACGCGUCAGUAGGUAAUGGAGGUCGUGCAGUGUCUCUGCCUUGGUAUUUCAACAUGUCACAUCAUAGAACCAUUGGGGAUCUGCUUAUAUUAAAGCCCAAUGAUAAAAUGGCAUCUCUUCAUUGUUUAUUUGUGUGCACCACAUUUUGGAAUGCUAUUUCUUAAAACCUACUGAUCUGUUCCCACACCUCUGUCAAAUGAAGAGAAAAUGACUCGCCUUGUCUAAAAUGUAUUCAUCAGUACUACUGUAGACAGCUCGAGAUUCAAUGAUAGUGCUUCACAUGUAAAAUUAGGUGUUACUGAUUUGACUUUAGACCUAUUAAGCAAAUGAAAACAGGUCAAAUGUGUAUACAUUGCUAGUCUGCUGCCAUACUGUCAUCUUACAAGCCAGUAGCCUAUUUUUGUGCCUUCCUUUGAAAUGCAGGAAAUGCUGGAUACAAUUUGUAUUGCUAUACCCAUUUUUGUAUUUUUUGUUGUUUAAAGUUAAAAUAGUUUAUCCCAAGCACUGUUGUAUUUUUUUAUAGAUGCUGAACUCUUUUCAGUACCAGAGCAUGUUACAUGUCAAGCUGGCUUUUCCAACACCAGAAGAAUAGUUGCUGUUGUAAGGCUAGAGAUAAUGAUCACAAAGGCAUCCCCCAUCCAUUACAUCAGGCUUAAUGCCAGCAAAUAAGGGACACCCCUGCAAACCACACUAAAUGCAAUGUCGUCAUGAGGAGCAUUUGAAAACAACCACAGUGGUAUCCGCACCAGUAACGUAACGGGAAUAACCUGAAAACUACUGUCAAAAAGGCAACUCCCUAUAAAGGACAUCCUGUGUGCUUACUAUAUUUCUCAGAAAUUGGCCAAUCACCUUCACGCAGUUUAACAUGGACAUAAUGUUUCCUUAGAAGAAAAUGCCUUACUUCUCCAUCAGAAUGGAAAAGUAUGUAAUGUGGCUCCUCGGGUCCAGUUUCCAUAAAUCCACAGUUCAGGUGUGAUGUGUCUUGGUGCUCUCAGUGGCUUGUGGGCUCCAACUCUAAAUAGGUAAUGAAAAGAUGUAUUGAACUGCUUGUAGCUGCUCAAAUUUUCAAACACAUUCUGAAAUGACUAUCAUUUACCUCUGAAACAAUUUAGGUCUUUCUGUAUACUCGUUAUUCAUUGUACAUAUUUAAAAUGAAUUCAGAGUAAACCACUGAUCACUUGUAUGGUGGAAUAUACUUUUAGCAUACUGUAUGCUCACACAUUUCAGGUUAUCCCUUUCUCAUGAAGUCAGUAAGGACAUUCUGUGUUGGUAACACAUUUUAUAUUUUAAAGGAGCUGACUUUUUCAUUUUUUCUUGGGAUUUUUAUUUGAAUUAACUGUUGUGUGUGUACCAUAUUUGCCACAUUUUAGGUCCACCUGUAACAAUGUCAUUGUUUUAUUAUGCUUUAGCAAAGCCAUUUUUCUUAGGAAAAGCCUCCUUUUUCCCAAUAGUUCUUGAGCAGACCGUGUUAUUUUGUCCAAGAGGGUGACUAUGGACCUCGAAGUACAGUACAAUAGAAGUAUUUAAUUUGUAUUGCGUAUCUAUGCUGUUUGCCUUUGUAUUCCAGAAUAGCUGCUGUAUACAUACUACAGCAUAGAGAGCUUUGAGAACAAAAAGGGGAUUUGACAUGUUGUUUCUCCAGUCAGUAACAUCUACACUGUUUAAGAUAAAAAUCACAACGCCACAAGGAAGAAGAUUCUCUACUCUGGUGACGUAGGUCUUUUCGUUUUCCUUUUGUAACAGUAUUCCUUCUCUUCAAUGCUGCCAUCCCACAGACAUUUCUAGCAUGUCCAUUUCACACUGCUUUACAGUUUCUGUCACUGAAACCUGCAGUGAGUAUUUGUGCACCUUUCUUUUACCUGACAUAUUUUGUCUUUUGGGAUUUGCAACAUGUUCCUCCUGCACACCUUUCUCUGAUAGUUUAUGAUCAUACGGGACUCUGCUUUAUUAAUAAUGUUAUUAAACCAAUGAUUUGAUUAUGUCCUGGAGUUCACUCUAGGCAAAUCCAGCUGUGCUUUAGUGUAUUUACGAGUGUAUCUACGAGAUGAUUGUUGUGAGCUGCGAAUGUGCUGAUUGACAAUCUGUGACUAAUAUCAUGAUUUACAUGUUAGCUAUGUGUUAUUGGUAUGUUUCCUCCUUACUGGGGGGGGGGGAGCUUCAGCUUUGUAUUAGCUUUUACCUGCUAUAAAAGCCUAACGACAUAUAAAGAUUAUUUUUUUGCAUAAUCUUUAUUUUUACUUUCAUAUAUUCAAUUUUAGACUCUUGUUAAUAUAUUACCUGUAUCAAUACCAGUAUAAAAUAGAUAUCAGUGCUUCCAGCUACAUGUAUUUACCUGUUUACACCUGUGUUCAUCUGAAUUGUGUAACCGCUUGUCUUUUUUUUGUCAUAAUUUUUCACGUAACUUAUGACCUGUAAGCAUGGUAACCACUUCUCAGGAACUCGAACACAACACUGUUAUUUAUUAAUGUGGUCAUUUUUGCUUUUGAAAGCUUGCUUUUGAAUAGCGCAUAUGUACAAUAAACAUGUUAUAUAAACAGUAAUUGGGACUUGUGUCUCAAUUUUCAUUUUGUGGCUAGAAUUUAUUUAUAUAAAAUUUAUUUACUUUGCAUUUUACUGAACUAAAUGAAAGCCUGUCGUUUUUUCAUGUCUUUGAUAGACUGUGAACUCACAUUUAAUGGGGCAGUUUAAAAGAAAUGAUUUCUCUGGUGACAUCAGAUUACAAGCUUGUACUCUAA
Erpetoichthys calabaricus (reedfish) is the source of this 8659-nucleotide messenger RNA. It is a transcript of the gene lats2, whose product is annotated as large tumor suppressor kinase 2. The record is from RefSeq and is a predicted model, not a curated record. Lineage: Eukaryota; Metazoa; Chordata; Cladistia; Polypteriformes; Polypteridae. The coding region runs from base 357 to 3806 and encodes 1149 amino acids. Gene Ontology annotation, biological process: regulation of organ growth; G1/S transition of mitotic cell cycle; peptidyl-serine phosphorylation. Gene Ontology annotation, molecular function: ATP binding; protein binding; protein serine/threonine kinase activity. The transcript has 8 exons. Gene Ontology annotation, cellular component: nucleus; spindle pole.